AUGUCACAUGAAGAGAAUUUCAUUGUACUCAUCACUUCUCCCUCGAUAAAGGCUCUGAAGCAAUAUCAAGCUGAUCGUGUUAUGAAGGAUGUUUGUGAACUAUUGAUCCUCAUUAACCUGGGACACAAAGCCUUCUGGCUGGCUGAGGAUCAUGAGAAACUAAGAACACAAGAAUCUGCAGUGACAAGGUAAAAAUCUGUUCCAUUCAUUAGAAAAUAUAUCAACGGAACAAGUAAUUUGCUUAUUGUGAGCUUUAUUCAUAGAUCUGUGAACAGAGCCAUAGAUGAAUACCUCCCGACAUGGACAAAGUGGGAAACGCUCAUUUUAAGGGUGUGGCUAGGCACAGAAAUUCUAGGUGACUUAAUUUAUACAACUAAAAUGUAAUUUAGAAAAAGAACAAUGUAUCUUAUUUACACAGACUGAUUUCUAAACACAUUUAUUGUAGUUUAAAUAUGCAUUACUGGGAGUAUUAUUGCUGUGGAGCUCUGUUAUACGCUCAGACACAUUACUGGGAGUAUUAUUGCUGUGGAGCUCUGUUAUACACUCAGACACAUUACUGGGAGUAUUACUGCUGUGGAGCUCUGUUAUACGCUCAGACACAUUACUGGGAGUAUUAUUGCUAGGGAGCUCUGUCAUACACACCAACAAUAUGAAGCUCCUAAAAAGGGGGUUAUGUAGAAGUGACCAUGCAGAAAUCGGCUUGGCUUGUUAGGGACAACAACCCUUAUGGAGACUUGCAAACAUACAGCAUAAAAGUACGCCGUGAUUGAGAGAGUGUAGUCUCAAGGCUCUGGAGAUAUAUUCAUAUUGCCGUGUAUACAGGACCCAGUGACAUAACCUACAGUGCAAUGAGAAUCCCCGUAAAGAGGAUAGUCGGUCACUAAACGCAACACCAAAUGCAUUUCAAAAUAAAAUAAAUAGUGGAGGGGUUUGUUUUUAGAUUUUUACUAAGAUUAAAUGAAUUACCGGUAUAUGUGUUUGGUAUAUUUCUUUAACCCAUGACAUGUCAUGAUUCCCUUUUAUUCCAGAAGUUUGGUCCUUAAGGGGUUAAAGCAUUGAGUCACAGUACUUACUGAGGAAUUUCUUAAUAUGUUUAAAAUAAGGCUAAAUGCUGCCACACACUUGCUAAAUCACUGCUGCUUUAAGUUAUAUAAAAAUCCAUGGUUACUAAGAACAAGGCAGGAAAACAAAGUCUCUAUUAAAGGGACACUCCACACCACUAGAGCACUCUAGCCAGCUGCAGUGUGUUAUGUGUAGAGUGGCCAUAUUCACCACGUUUUCUGGGACACACAUAAUGUCAUCAGGUUGACUGACAGCAUGAAAAUACUGCCCUGUAUUACUGAUAAUGUAUAUCGUCUGAUUGAGUUAUCACCUAAUUUACUACCUGCAGCAUUUCAUUUCUACAUACUGCAGGGCAGCACUGUCUGUAUGUUGCCCAUCGAUCUGUAUAAAUUGUGUUUCCUGGAAAAUAUGGUGAGUAUGGUCAGUCUGUGAUUGGACAGCCACAAAAAGUCAGGGCAGGGUUAGAAGGGGAGGGCUUACAAAGGCUGCAGACAAGAGCACUGCAGCUUUUGCAAACUGUUUUUACAUAUACCCCUAUGAAAUGCAUAAUUAAAGGCAUGCAUAUUUUCAAUUGGGGUAUAUAUACCAAACAGUGAUUUGAUUUUUUUUUUUUUUAUUUGGGCCGUGCAGUGUCCCUUUCAAGGACGGUCUAAGUACCAUAACAAUUACAGCUCAGUGCAUGUGUAAUGGUUAUGGUACAAACAGCCUGGGGCUCUCCACAGCACCCAAAGCCACAUUUUCCAUGGUUUUCAGUCAGCCCAAGCUCUAAUUUAAAACUAGCAAUGUUAUAUCUUUGCAAACCUGUUCUGUGCUAAAAAUCUGGCAAAAUGAAUGCAGGUCUGAUCAGCCGCUGCUCCAUUCUACAACAUUCUAAAUGACUGUAGAGGAUCUUACACAACAGUGAGUAAAUUUGAGAGCGGAUGACACCUCAGAGAAACAUUGCAAUAAAGAAUUUUUCUUUUUGAAUCCAGGCUCCAUUAGGCACUUCAUCGCUGUAAAUGACAUCUCAUCAGCUUAGCACAAGUAAAAUUUAUAACAACAUUAAUACAACAAACCCAAGCCUACAGUCCCCAAGCAAGCAGUCGUGCAGCAAAAUUCAGCCGGCGCAUAUUAAAUUCAAAGACUGAAGCAAUACUGCAGGAACUUGUAAAAUAACCUUUCACAAAUCAGGAGCUUUUCUUAAAUGGUUUUCAGGCAAAUCAUUAUCACAAGUUAUGACAAAAAUGGAACAGAUUAGCAACUCAGAGCAACCCCAUGAUUGUGGGACAACGCGUUCUGACACAUGAAUGCAGUGGAGAUGUCACAGGGUACAUGCGAUGACAAUAACAUAAGCAAUAUUUGGUAAGCUUUGUUGUAAAUUUAUUUUAUUAAUAUGCAACUUUGUAUUGUCCAAAAAUAUCCAGAAAGACCCAAUCAAAAUCUUCCAAAGAUGCAAACAAUACAAUAAAACCGCAGUCUGAGCAACGUAUACCAGCAGUGCAGGUCCCUUGCAGAAUGAGGGCCUUUUGCUGUCUUGCAAGUGCCAAGACCAGUGCUGAUCAGGUUUGAAAAGAGACCUGAUUACAGCACCAUCAUGUUCUGCAAACUCAAACUCACAAACUAUAUGGACUUUUUCUUGAUUUCCAAAAAAAGCAAAAACAAAUCCCAAAAUGGGAAACAAGAGGCCAUCCAUUCAGAGUUGAGAAAAUUAGAUUUCACAUAUACCAGUGAAUUGGGAUCCUUGUAAAGGCUGAACAAUCAUGUUUUAACUAUGUGCACACUGUGUGCUGUAGGCGAAUGGUGAAGCUGGCAUGUUUCAUAACAGCAGCGAUAUUUAAAGAGAUAUUAUAAUACCAUAAUAGCUCUGUGUAUUGUAUAGGUAUCUUUGAAUCAUACCCAGCUCUGUGUAAUGUAUAGGUAUCUUUGAAUUGUGCCCAGCUCUGUGUAUAGUAUAGGUAUCUUUGUAUUGUGCCCAGAUCUAUUUAUUGUAUAGGUAUCUUUGUAUUGUGCCCAGAUAUGUGUAUUGUAUAGGUAUCUUUGUAUUGUACCCACCUCUGUGUAUUGUAUAGGUAUCUCUGUAUUGUAACCAGCUCUGUGUAUUGUAUAGGUAUCUCUGUAUUGUGCCCAGCUCUGUGUAUUGUACAGGUAUCUCUGUAUUAUACCCAGCACUGUGUAUUGUAUAGGUAUCUCUGUAUUGUACCCAGCUCUGUGUAUUGUAUGGCAGGCUCUGUAUUAUACCCAGCUCUGUGUAUUGUAUAGGUAUCUCUGUAUUGUGCCCAGCUCUGUGUAUUGUAUAGGUAUCUCUGUAUUAUACCCAGUACUGUGUAUUGUAUAGGUAUCUCUAUAUUAUACCCAGCACUGUGUAUUGUAUAGGUAUCUCUAUAUUAUACCCAGCACUGUGUAUUGUAUAUGUAUAUUUGUUUUAUGCCCAGCUCUGUGCAUUAUCUCUCUAUUUUUCUCAGCUCUGUUUGUAGUAUGGUUAUCUCUGUAUUGUGCCCAGCUCUGUGUGUUGUAUAGAAUGUGUGCAGCUUGUUUUAUUGUAUGAACAUCUCUGUAUUAUGCUCAGCACCCUGUAUUGUAUGAGUAUCUCUGUAUUAUGCUCAGCUCCCUGUAUUGUAUGAGUAUCUCUGUAUUAUGCUCAGCACCCUGUAUUGUAUGAGUAUCUCUGUAUUAUGCUCAGCACCCUGUAUUGUAUGAGUAUCUCUGUAUUAUGCUCAGCACCCUGUAUUGUAUGAGUAUCUCUGUAUUAUGCUCAGCUCCCUGUAUUGUAUGAGUAUCUCUGUAUUAUGCUCAGCACCCUGUAUUGUAUGAGUAUCUCUGUAUUAUGCUCAGCACCCUGUAUUGUAUGAGUAUCUCUGUACUGUAUAGGGAGGAGUAGAAUCUUCACCAGCCGGCACGACCCUAUGCAUUAUUUGCAUUAUGUUACAUUGCUUUUUAACCUGAUUUACUUUGGUUUUAUGCAUAAUAAACUAAUGAAUAGUAUUACUCUAUGCAUAUCUCAAUAUUAUGUUCAAUUCUUUGAAUACAGCUACAGUUGUGAGAGCCUCUUAAAGACAUAGUACACCAUUCACCAUUGCCAAGCCCUGUAUUACACUAUUUUUUUUCUUUCUAUGUGCCCCUUGUUUUUUGGUGAAAUUACAGAGAGGAUUCAUUUUAAAGAAGAUGCAAAAACGCAUCCCUUGUACAUAUCAAGUGGUGUCCGCUCAUUCAAUGAUUUACAUGGGUAUUAUUUACCUACAAGUACCAUGCAUUAGAUCAGUAAUGCGGAUUUGUGUUCAGAUAAAUAUAGCUGGCUGACUAUCACGGAAAAUCUGAUUUGCAAAAGUAACUGCGCAGACAAUCUACUGUAAAGGAACUAUAUUUUCCAGAAAAUGUAACCUGUUCUAAUAUAGUUACAGGCAGUAAGCAUCACAAAUUGGUAUAUAAACACACACACACUAUAAAUACAGGAGCGCUGAGGUUUCUAAUGAUAAUGAUAACACACAGAGAACCACCCAGCGUUAAGGGCACAGCAGGCUUGUAAAUGGAAGGUCCAAGUACAUUGUUUGGACAGGGUUUGAAGGUAAGUGAAGUGCUCUUUUAUCGGAAUAUAGUUGUGUUCGGAUAUACUGACAAAUGGUAGAAAUUCCAAUUAUAACGCUUACCCUUGUAAAGGGCUAGACUGAAGAAACCAACCUCUUCUGAAAUGAGGAUCAAGAUUACAUAGGACAAUAAGGGAAGCUUGUGGUUUUCCAAUUGUUUUAUUUCAUCAGCGCACUGUGCUUUAUGAAUGUCAUUCAAGGGUUAAACCAUAGUGACUACAACAGACUAUAUUGCUUUGAAUAAACACAGUAAUACAAACGGUAUGAUAUCACUACGAUAAUAAAAAUGUUAUCUGUAAUAAAUGCAUAGCUCUCCAUGCAAUUUUACAAUACUGAUAAUAAAUGAGUGUAGGAAAAAGUUUAAAGGGUAACUCUCUCUUUGUAUCUGUAUCCAGAGCAGUUAUGGUGCAAAGACCCUGCAGCCUUCAUUUUGAAGAAAAAUAUAUUUUUUCCCCUGUGUUUAGGGCCACCUUCCUUGGCUGUCAAUCAGCCAGCUGGAAUACUCUCUUCCUGCCUGGAAAAGUCCGUUUUGUGCAAAUUUUGAGUCCACAGCACACAUAUAGCAUGCUAACCUCGGACGCAGUGUAAAGACUCCCCAUGGCAGGGGGUGUUUCACAUAAUGUGUCAAGACAACUUUCACAAUCGCUCACAGCCAUAGAUCCAUGGUGCCAUAUAAACACUUUACUGUUUUAAUGGUAUGUUAUGUGGGCCGAUGAACUGCAUCAAGCAAUACAAUGAACAUUGAAUCAAUGUAAAUGUAACCUUUGCAGUCAUAUCUAUAUAUUGGAUUAAUUAAGGAGGGUUUCCCAGUCUUAGAUCAGAUACAACCUAUAGCGGGUUAUGCACACUCCUAGAAAACAAAACAAAUUGAGGUGGCUGACCACAAUAUCCAACUUGAUGUAAACCCCAUUACUCCGACAUGCCCCUGUGACCGACGCCGGAAAUUGCGUCCUAGCGUGCGUAAUGACGUCAUGUCAUGUGAUCGCAAACUAACAGUUGCCUAGUAACGGCAAUACAAUGUAGAAUCAUGUGAUCGCAACUGAUCUCAGUUGCUACAAAAUUAUUCUGUGCAUGUGAAAUAUAAGACAGGAGAAAUAGCCAAAAAAUAACAACGUGCAUGGAGGAAGAUAAUAUUGUUACAUACUGAGUGUAAUUGAAUAAUGUAUUGUAAUGUAUUUAGCAGAACAUAUUGGAGGUAUAAAGAUACAAAAUAAUCAGAAAAAAUAAACAGAAGAUAACUAAAUGUUGUGAAAAAAUCAAUCUACAUCUAAAUCUGAAUCUAAGUGUGUAUGAAACUUGACUAUGUGUAAAUGUACAAGAAUCACAAAUGUAAAAGUGAUGAGGUAUGUAAUGUGUGAUGCUACAGGUGACUAAAGUGAAACUGUAAUGAGACUAUGUGAAUCUGAAAAUGUAUGGAUCCAAAUAUAUAAUUCGAACCUAUCAAAAAAGUGAAAACAACCAAACAAUAAAACGAAACAAAAAAGAGAAGAAGAAGAAAACAAAUCUCUGAAGUAGUGAAGUGAUUGCAGAAACUACCAUGAAGAAAUGACCAGAAAUACCUCCAAAGAAACUGCACCAAUAUGGCUAACCAUCACCACACUGUUAUCUAAUCCAGAUAUGUGAAAACCCUGAAAUAUGAGAUAUUCCAACGCAUUCAAGAUUUUCUCAACAAAAUCAAAGAUUGCAAACUCGCAGAUUCUCAGUACAUCUUUGCUACGGCAGAUGUUAAGAAUCUUUAUACUGUGAUUCCUCACACUAAGGGCAUAGAAGCAAUGCGCACUCUUCUUUCCAAAUCAGAAGUUUAUGAAGGGCCUCCAGUUGAAUUCCUACUUGAAGGAUUAUUUCUUACACUGUCUAAUAAUUAUUUCCGUUUUGAGAAAAAUUUUUACAUCCAAGAAACUGGCACAGCCAUGGGAUCGGCAAUAGCGCCUACAUAUGCCAAUAGUUUCAUGUUUGCAUACGAAAAUACACAUAUAUUGUGUAAAUAUCAAGAGCAAUUAACAUCAUACCACAGAUUUGUGGACGACAUUUUUAUUUUGUGGAAAGGCACGAUAGAGGAGCUGGAAACCAUGGUGGUUGAACUUAACAAUCUUGAUUCACCAAUUAGAUUAACUCUCACACACAACACUGAGAAGAUUCAAUUUUUGGAUGUUGAAGUAUUUCGAAAGGAUCAAGGCAUAGCAUAUAGGCUGUACAGAAAACCAUCUGAUUGCAAUACCUUAUUGCAUGCAAACAGCUCUCAUCCAAAUGCUUUAAAAAACUCUUUACCUAUCUCACAAUAUAUAAGAGUGUUUAGAAACAAUUCAGAAGAAAUCAGCUGUAAUACACAACUUCAGGAUAUGACCAGUUCUUUUUUAGAGCGGGGAUAUAAAAAAGAAGUUCUACAGAAUUGCCUUGAGAAGGCGAAGAAAAUCUUUGAAGGAACAGAAACUAAACAACAUCAAACCACUCCGAUGAUCACGAUUCCACUUAUGUUCCAUUCUGAAAGUCAAAGAUUUUCACAAAAUAUCAAAAAGAGAUGGGAUAUUCUAUCCUCUGAUAGAACAUUGAAUCCCAUUUUUUUACAAUCACCACGUAUUGCGUUUUCACGCAAUAGGAACUUAAAAGAUAUUUUGGUGAGAACAGACUUGCCGAGUUAUUAUAAUCCUCAAAAGGAAAACACAAAGAAAGGUUGCUUCAAGUGUUCAGGUUGCGUUACCUGUGGUCAUAUGCUGACAGGUUCGUCUUUUGCACAUCCACAUACAGGCAAACGGAUUCAAAUCAAACACCGUUUGACCUGUUUAAGUGAUCAUGUUGUGUAUUUGAUCUCUUGCCCUUGUGGCAAAUAUUAUGUGGGCAAGACGGAUAUGACAGUCCGAGACCGCAUAAGAGGCCAUAGAUCGGGAAUUAUGACGGCAUUUAGAGAUGGCAAGACUGAUAAGCCGGUGGCAAAACACUUUUUAGAAUUUCAACACCGUUUACCAACCCUCAAGUUCAUCAUGAUUGAUCACAUUCCUCCUUUGAUUAGAGGGGGUGACAGAUCCAAGAUCUUGUUGCAAAAAGAGACAUUCUGGAUUCAUUACCUGGACACGGUUCAACCUAAGGGAUUGAAUGAAUACAAUUCCUUUAGCUGCUUUUUGAAUACUCGUUAAUAGAUUACUGUAUCAGGUUGGGCUGCAGUGACCUUGAGCCCGUUUUUAAGUUGAUGUUUUUCUGCAUCAAUUUCAUUAUCAUUUUUUGAAUUAAUAGACCAAAUGGUUUACUGCAUAAGUAAUUUUGAGCCCGCUUCCUUGAGUUAGAUUCCAUAUGUCUUGAUAGUUAGAUUCUGUGUGGAACAUUUUUAUUGAAAUUUAUUGAAAUUGAUUCCCAUCACAUACUAGUAAUAUUGUGAUCGGUUCUGAUAUGUAUAGCUUUCGCAAUGUAGCUUUAUAUGACCCAUUUUGAAUGUUUUGGAAUAUCUCAUAUUUCAGGGUUUUCACAUAUCUGGAUUAGAUAACAGUGUGGUGAUGGUUAGCCAUAUUGGUGCAGUUUCUUUGGAGGUAUUUCUGGUCAUUUCUUCAUGGUAGUUUCUGCAAUCACUUCACUACUUCAGAGAUUUGUUUUCUUCUUCUUCUCUUUUUUGUUUCGUUUUAUUGUUUGGUUGUUUUCACUUUUUUGAUAGGUUCGAAUUAUAUAUUUGGAUCCAUACAUUUUCAGAUUCACAUAGUCUCAUUACAGUUUCACUUUAGUCACCUGUAGCAUCACACAUUACAUACCUCAUCACUUUUACAUUUGUGAUUUUUGUACAUUUACACAUAGUCAAGUUUCAUACACACUUAGAUUCAGAUUUAGAUGUAGAUUGAUUUUUUCACAACAUUUAGUUAUCUUCUGUUUAUUUUUUCUGAUUAUUUUGUAUCUUUAUACCUCCAAUAUGUUCUGCUAAAUCCAUUACAAUACAUUAUUCAAUUACACUCAGUAUGUAACAAUAUUAUCUUCCUCCAUGCACGUUGUUAUUUUUUGGCUAUUUCUCCUGUCUUAUAUUUCACAUGCACAGAACAAUUUUGUAGCAACUGAGAUCAGUUGCGAUCACAUGAUUCUACAUUGUAUUGCCGUUACUAGGCAACUGUUAGUUUGCGAUCACAUGACAUGACGUCAUCACGCACGCUAGGACGUAAUUUCCGGCGUCGGUCACAGGGGCAUGUCGGAGUAAUGGGGUUUACACGGUGA
Messenger RNA from Pelobates cultripes (western spadefoot toad), 8807 nucleotides. Lineage: Eukaryota; Metazoa; Chordata; Amphibia; Anura; Pelobatidae. The record is from the annotation of a GenBank genome assembly.